Echinops telfairi (small Madagascar hedgehog) is the source of this 7022-nucleotide messenger RNA. RefSeq names its product TRAF2 and NCK interacting kinase (gene TNIK). Gene Ontology annotation, molecular function: protein kinase activity; ATP binding. Gene Ontology annotation, biological process: protein phosphorylation. Lineage: Eukaryota; Metazoa; Chordata; Mammalia; Afrosoricida; Tenrecidae. The transcript has 31 exons. The coding region runs from base 331 to 4374 and encodes 1347 amino acids. The record is from RefSeq and is a predicted model, not a curated record.
AGAACAGCCAAUGCAGCCGCCAUCCACGCACCAGCAAAGCAGCAUGUCCCAUUUAAAUCCACCCACGCAGCCCCAGCGCCCUUAGCCGCUCCGGGCGCGCAGCCCACACGCACCGCGGCUCCGGCCUGGAAGGUCCGCGCAGGUGGAGCUCGCAGACCCGGCGGAUCGGAGCCGGCGCGCGGGCACCGACCGGGGUGGGCGGGGGAGGCUGGGCCCCGGGCCUCGCGAGCGACACCCGCAUGAGGACGCGAGCGCGAUAGACCAGGGUGGGAUUUCCUAGGGCGACGCUGCGGGGUGGCUCUGACCCAUCUCUCCGGUGACGAGGUCGACAUGGCGAGCGACUCUCCGGCUCGCAGCCUGGAUGAAAUCGAUCUCUCGGCUCUGAGGGACCCAGCAGGGAUCUUUGAAUUGGUGGAACUUGUUGGAAAUGGAACCUAUGGGCAGGUUUAUAAGGGUCGUCAUGUCAAAACGGGCCAGCUCGCAGCCAUUAAGGUCAUGGACGUCACAGGGGAUGAAGAGGAAGAAAUCAAGCAAGAAAUUAAUAUGUUGAAGAAAUAUUCUCAUCACCGAAAUAUUGCUACAUACUAUGGUGCUUUUAUCAAAAAGAACCCACCAGGCAUGGACGACCAGCUCUGGUUGGUGAUGGAGUUUUGUGGCGCUGGCUCUGUCACCGAUCUGAUCAAGAACACAAAAGGUAACACGCUGAAGGAGGAAUGGAUCGCCUACAUCUGCAGGGAGAUCUUACGGGGGCUGAGUCACCUGCACCAACAUAAAGUGAUUCACCGUGAUAUCAAAGGGCAGAAUGUGCUGCUGACGGAAAACGCAGAGGUGAAAUUAGUGGACUUUGGAGUCAGUGCCCAGCUCGAUCGGACAGUGGGCAGAAGGAACACCUUCAUCGGGACCCCCUACUGGAUGGCCCCAGAAGUCAUUGCUUGUGAUGAAAAUCCAGAUGCCACCUACGACUUCAAGAGUGACCUGUGGUCUCUGGGCAUCACCGCCAUUGAGAUGGCAGAAGGCGCUCCCCCACUCUGUGACAUGCACCCCAUGAGAGCCCUCUUCCUCAUCCCCCGGAACCCUGCACCUCGCCUGAAGUCUAAGAAGUGGUCAAAAAAAUUUCAGUCUUUCAUUGAGAGCUGCUUAGUAAAGAAUCACAGCCAGCGGCCAGCGACCGAGCAGCUGAUGAAGCAUCCGUUUAUACGAGACCAACCUAAUGAGCGACAGGUCCGCAUUCAACUCAAGGACCAUAUCGACAGAACCAAGAAGAAGCGAGGAGAGAAAGAUGAGACUGAGUACGAGUACAGCGGAAGUGAGGAGGAGGAGGAGGAGAACGACUCCGGAGAGCCCAGCUCCAUUCUGAACCUGCCAGGGGAGUCCACGCUGCGCCGGGACUUCCUGAGGCUGCAGCUGGCCAACAAGGAGCGCUCCGAGGCCCUGCGGCGGCAGCAGCUGGAGCAGCAGCAGCGGGAGAAUGAGGAGCACAAGAGGCAGCUGCUGGCCGAGCGCCAGAAGCGCAUCGAAGAGCAGAAGGAGCAGAGGCGGCGGCUGGAGGAGCAACAAAGGAGAGAGAAGGAGCUGCGGAAGCAGCAGGAGAGGGAACAACGCCGGCACUUUGAGGAGCAGAUACGCCGGGAGGAGGAGCGGAGGCGCGCGGAGCACGAGCAGGAGUACAUCAGGCGACAGUUAGAGGAGGAGCAGAGGCAGUUAGAAAUCUUGCAGCAGCAGCUACUGCAUGAACAAGCUCUACUUCUGGAAUAUAAGCGCAAACAAUUGGAAGAACAGAGGCAAGCCGAAAGACUGCAACGGCAGCUCAAGCAAGAAAGGGACUACUUGGUGUCCCUUCAGCAUCAGCGGCAGGAACAGAGGCCAGUGGAGAAGAAGCCGCUGUAUCACUACAAAGAAGGCAUGAGUCCUAGUGAGAAGCCAGCUUGGGCCAAGGAGGUCGAAGAACGUUCGAGGCUCAACCGGCAGAGUUCACCUGCCAUGCCUCACAAGGUUGCCAACCGGAUAUCUGACCCCAACCUGCCUCCUAGAUCAGAGUCCUUCAGCAUUAGUGGGGUUCAGCCUGCACGGACACCUCCUAUGCUCAGACCCGUGGAUCCCCAGAUCCCGCAUCUGGUGGCCGUCAAAUCCCAGGGCCCGGCCCUGACCGCCUCCCAGUCAGUGCACGAGCAGCCCACCAAGGGCCUCUCUGGGUUUCAGGAGGCCCUGAGCGUGACUUCGCACCGCGUGGAGAUGCCGCGCCAGAACUCGGAUCCCACCUCCGAAAACCCUCCGCUCCCCACACGCAUCGAGAAGUUUGACCGGAGCUCUUGGUUACGGCGGGAAGAAGACAUUCCACCAAAGGUGCCUCAAAGAACAACUUCUAUCUCCCCAGCAUUAGCCAGAAAGAAUUCUCCUGGGAAUGGUAGUGCUCUGGGACCCAGACUAGGAUCUCAACCUAUCCGAGCAAGCAACCCUGACCUCCGGAGAACAGAGCCCGUCCUGGAGAGUCCCCUGCAGAGGACCAGCAGCGGCAGCUCCUCUAGUUCAAGCACCCCCAGCUCCCAGCCCAGUUCCCAAGGAGGCUCUCAGCCUGGAUCACAAGCAGGUUCCAGCGAACGGACCAGAGUUCGAGCCAACAGUAAGUCAGAAGGCUCUCCUGUGCUCCCCCACGAACCUUCCAAAGCGAAGCCAGAAGAAUCCAGGGACAUUACCCGGCCCAGUCGGCCAGCUAGCUAUAAGAAAGCUAUAGAUGAGGAGAUUGGUAUUUCUGGAAGGUACAUCACCAAGAAUAUUCUUUCUUCUGAUCUCAGACCCACAGGAGCCCCUGGGAGCAAUGAGCAGUACAGUGUGGGGAUGGUGGGGACGCACGGGCUGGAGGCCACCCACACCGACUCCUUCAGCAGCAGCAUUUCCAGAGAGGGAACCCUGAUGAUCAGAGAGACAUCUGGAGACAAGAAGCGAUCCGGUCACAGUGACAGCAACGGCUUUGCCGGCCAUGUCAACCUCCCCGACCUGGUACAGCAGAGCCAUUCUCCAGCUGGAACCCCGACCGAGGGCAUGGGGCGUGUGUCCACCCACUCCCAGGAGAUGGACGCCGGGACUGAAAAAUACGGCUCCUAUGUGAAUAACUUAACAUUUUAUUCUACUGGAAAAAGGGGCAUAAGGUAUAGACACUCUCCCAGUUUGGUUGCCUUCACCAAACGCACACUACACGAGAGAAGCCCCCAGUGUUCUGAGGCCCCGUCUCCACCCCUCCAUCGGUCAUCUUUGAAGAGGCCACUGACUUCUCUGAUUCUCUUUCUCAAAGCCCUGUUUACUAGCGAACUUCUUAGGCAAGAGCAGGCCAAACUCAACGAAGCAAGAAAGAUCUCAGUGGUCAACGUAAACCCAACCAACAUCCGGCCCCACAGCGACACACCGGAAAUCAGAAAAUACAAGAAACGAUUCAACUCAGAAAUCCUUUGUGCAGCUCUGUGGGGUGUCAACCUCUUGGUGGGAACGGAAAAUGGCCUGAUGCUUUUGGACCGGAGUGGACAAGGCAAAGUCUACAACCUGAUCAACCGGAGGCGAUUUCAGCAGAUGGAUGUGCUAGAGGGACUGAACGUCCUCGUGACAAUAUCAGGAAAGAAGAAUAAGCUGCGAGUUUACUAUCUUUCCUGGCUGAGAAACAGAAUAUUACACAAUGACCCAGAAGUGGAAAAGAAACAAGGCUGGAUCACGGUUGGGGACUUGGAAGGCUGUAUCCAUUACAAAGUCGUUAAAUACGAAAGGAUCAAGUUCUUGGUGAUCGCCUUAAAGAAUGCGGUGGAGAUAUAUGCGUGGGCUCCUAAACCAUACCAUAAGUUCAUGGCAUUUAAGUCUUUUGCAGACCUCCAGCACAAGCCUCUGCUGGUGGAUCUCACGGUAGAAGAAGGUCAAAGAUUAAAGGUCAUUUUUGGUUCGCACACUGGUUUCCAUGUGAUUGAUGUCGAUUCAGGAAACUCUUAUGAUAUCUACAUACCAUCUCAUAUUCAGGGCAAUAUCACUCCCCAUGCUAUCGUCAUCCUGCCUAAAACCGAUGGGAUGGAGAUGCUCGUGUGCUAUGAGGAUGAGGGGGUGUAUGUAAACACCUAUGGCCGGAUCACAAAAGAUGUGGUGCUCCAAUGGGGAGAAAUGCCCACGUCUGUGGCCUACAUUCAUUCCAAUCAGAUAAUGGGCUGGGGCGAGAAAGCUAUUGAGAUCCGGUCAGUGGAAACGGGACAUUUGGAUGGCGUAUUUAUGCAUAAGCGAGCUCAAAGGUUAAAGUUUCUAUGUGAAAGAAAUGAUAAGGUAUUUUUUGCAUCCGUGCGAUCUGGAGGAAGUAGCCAAGUGUUUUUCAUGACCCUCAACAGAAAUUCCAUGAUGAACUGGUAACAGAAGAGCACUUGGCACUUAGCUUCAUGGCGUUCUUUCUAAUGUAAAAGAACCUAACUCGUGUGGACUGAUGCCAGUCUAGAGGCAGAACCUGAAGGCUUGGUUGAACAGACCACAUCCCCUUGUCCUCUCCCCGCGCCCGUCCCAGUACAGUCCCGCUUCCAAUGUUGCAGCCUGGUUGAGAAAGAGAGAGGUGGCAGGAGUUUCCAGGAGAGCCCCAAGAACGCUGCCUUGUCUGUGGACAAAGAUGGACACGUGCCCUUCGGCGUUAGGGAUAGAAACAAAUAUUGUGUGCUCCUAUGAUUAAGUUGUGUGUGGGUGGGCUUUGAGUUUUUGUUUGGGGGUUGUUUGUUUUUAACCUUGUUCUUUAUUCCCCCACCCCCACCCCUCAUCCUUUUGAAGACUGGGGAGAGAAUGCCUACUGAGAAAAUGAGUCGGUUUUUAAUUCUGUCUGCCUGCUAGCAUUAAGUAUAUGGUAUGUUGUAACAUCUCCAAUUUCGAAUGGUGAGAGACAGCACAAUAAAUGUACCUUCUCUCCUCACACUGAAGGCCAUAACUGCAUAGUGGGGUACUUUUAGAAUUCUUUUGCCUUCACCAACCCCCACCCCACCCCAAAGAGUUGCUUUUUGAUAGCAACUGGCUAAUGAAUUUUUAAAAGAGAAGAAAAAUACUAGUUUUCCCCUCUUUCGGGAAGUAGAUGUUAAAUGGCUAAGCUACUAGCCUUAGACUAAUCAAAUCAACUACCACUUUUGAGAGCCUGGCAGGUGAUCGUCUUCUAUGGCCCUCUGCAGGAUGGAAUGUGUGGACCGGGACAGUAGAGCCACGGAGUUGAGGUGGCUCCAGGGAUGGAGGGAGUCCUUAGCGCAGCUUUCCCUCAGCUGUUUGGCAGCAGCGCGGGGCAAAAAAACGGAUGGCAGGGAGGGUCCGGCAGAAAGAGCUAGGAAACAAGCUAAUAUAUAUACUUUUUUUUUUUAAUGCACAAAGCCUCUGUGGCCACCAGGUCAUGUGGCUUUGGCUUCCUUAGGAGGGAGCCUUUGUGGGGUGGCCGCUGGGAACUGAGGAGUGGAUGACAACCAGGCUCUGGCCGUUCCCAGCUCUCUCCUGAGAGUACCACUCUCAAGACGAAAACUGGGACUGAAAAGGAAUUCACCCUCAGUGUCUCUGAGUGGCGGCCUGUGUUCUCUCUGGGUUGGUGACAGAAGGGACUAGACUACUAGGCCCGGCUGUGACACAGACAGGCAUUACUGGUUCAGAUUUUAUAGAACUUGAAAGCCAGGCUUUGGCCCAAAUGCUGAGACCCUAGUCAUUUUACCUUCCUCCAAAUGACCCAACAUGCGGUAAACAACAUUUGUGCAGAAUUAUGUAUGUAUUUAGUUCAGGUUGACUUGUGUCCUAUAAACUCUUCCUCAGAUGAUUUGAACUUCUCUGUGACUGUCUGGGAUUUUUUUUUUCUUUUUCCCAAAGCUACAAGCAUGGCCACCUGUGGUAUCAAGGUGUUGCAAAACAAAACAAAACAAAACAAAAAAAAACGGUCUCUGUGUUGCGCUUCCUGUGUUAACCUACCUCGUUUUCUUCAUUUGCGUUUUACCGUUCAUCACAGCAGUGUUAUCUCCAGGAGAUAUAUAGAGAGCUCACCUGGCAAUCUCAGGUGUACUUAAGAUGUGUAAAAUGAAACAGUAGUUGACCAAAUUGUUCUUAUAAAUAAAAAAGAAAGAAAAUGAAUAAAUACCAACAACAAAUGCCAAAUGUGGCUCCUUUGUGGAGAACCAUAUGAUGGCUAUCAACUGAUCUAAUCAGCCACCACAGGAAAAAUCUAAAUGUAUACGAUCCCCCGGUUUGGCCUGACCACAUGAGCAGCUGAUGUACUAUUAAUGAGAACAAAAUACACACGGAGCCGUUUCCUUCUGGUGAGUUGGGUGCCGGGGGAAGGCAGGAGGAAAUCUGGUUUCGGGGUCGGAUCCUCUGCCCUUCUUCUGAAAGGGGCUGGCCUUUGCACUGACUGGAAGCAGGGAGCCUGACAGGAAUGGGAUGGAGGACGGUCUUCAGGCAGUCCCCAAGAUAUCCUCGUCACAGCCCCUUGAGCGCUCAAAAGCAGUGAAGCCCUCCGGUUCUCGUUUGUACUGCUCGGUUGCCCUGCUGAACGGUGUGAUCUUGACCAAUUCAGCAAUAACUUUCGGACUGAACUUUAACAACUACUGUAAUCGGACGCUGGCACAAACAAACUAGGUUGUUCUGGGUCGCAUCCCCUGAAAUGUGAUUGCCACCAGCUCUUUAUAUUGCUGCUGUGGUAUUGGAAACCAGAAGCUUCUUUAAGUUAUGUUGCGAACUGAUCUUUUGUUGUUUGUGUGUGUGUGUGUGUGCGUGUGUGUGUUCUGUUUUUAUUUCUAAAUGAUAUGUUUGAAACACACAGCUUUAACUGAUUUUUUUAUUGUGGGGUUUUUUGGGGGGUUACAGUUAAGAAAUAAAAGGGAAUCAUGGUGUUCAAACAUAAGGUAGUUUGUGAAUGUAUUUUUUAAAACCUAGAUUCAUUGAAGCAAAGAUCAUAAGAACAAUAUUAACGAAGUCUUGUUUACAGUAUGUACAGUGACAACAUAGAACACAAGCUUUUCUGGUGCCAACAACAAUAAAACACUGACGUGAAACAGCAA